UUUGGUUUGGUGGAAAAUAAAUAACACAUUUUCUCGAGAAAAUCACAACCCAGCUCAAGCAGCAACAAAUUCAUGGCGGGAGCAGAAGGGUUCGUUGAAGCAGAUAAUGCAGAGGCCAUUAUUACCAGAAUUGAACACAAAUCCCGCAAGAUCGAAACCUUACUCAAACAGUAUAAACCCGUGGAAGCCCUUAAAACUGCCCUUGAAGGCACAUAUGCCAUGACUGGUGAUGAGCGUUGCAAGUCAGCACAUUGGAUUGCGGUGCAUAGAGCUAUAAUGGCUAUAAAAGACGUGGAUGGGAUGCUUUCUUCCUUGGAUCCUGAGUACUAUGAUAUCCUAAUGAAGUACUUGUAUAGAGGCUUAGCUACUGGAGAUCGUCCGACAUGCGACCAAUGUCUUCGGAUUCACGAAAAAUUGACAGAGAGAGCAGGGCUGGGUUGCAUCCUACGUUUCCUAACUGAUACUGUAAAUACAGUUUGAUAUCUGGACCACCUUUUUCUUGGAAUUUUUUGUUCUUUCCCUUUGUUGUUUUGAUUUAUCUUAUGAUGUGUUUGUAUGACGACAGCAAUCAAAGUAGUGAAAUAUCAGCGAAAUAUAUUAAUAUUGAAAUUUGCAAGACUAGUGGUUUUGCUAGUCUGAAAUUGUUUAUAAUUCAAACUAAGAUGAUUAUAACUUU
This is a messenger RNA of Abrus precatorius (Indian licorice), 676 nucleotides long. RefSeq names its product actin-related protein 2/3 complex subunit 5A. Gene Ontology annotation, molecular function: actin filament binding. The transcript has 4 exons. The record is from RefSeq and is a predicted model, not a curated record. Gene Ontology annotation, cellular component: cytoplasm; actin cytoskeleton; Arp2/3 protein complex. Gene Ontology annotation, biological process: Arp2/3 complex-mediated actin nucleation; regulation of actin filament polymerization. Bases 73 to 480 code for a protein of 135 amino acids. NCBI's taxonomy places the organism in Eukaryota, Viridiplantae, Streptophyta, Magnoliopsida, Fabales, Fabaceae.